Molecule: messenger RNA, 2039 nt
Organism: Xylona heveae TC161
Lineage: Eukaryota; Fungi; Ascomycota; Xylonomycetes; Xylonales; Xylonaceae
Product: cobW-domain-containing protein
Exons: 8
Coding region: 63-1784 (573 amino acids)
Source: RefSeq, a predicted model, not a curated record
UCUCUUCUUUUUCAAAUUUUUGAAAUCCAUUGGCCACAUUUUUGUUCGUUCACAUCAUCAAAAUGGCCAUCAAACUCUCUGAGAAGGUGAAAGCGGCGAAACAGGGCCAGCAAAACCACGAUGAUGCCAAAUCAUCGAACAUAAAACAGCUACCCGUGACGCUUCUUUCGGGCUUCCUCGGUAGCGGCAAGACAACUCUUCUUGAGCACAUUCUCAAGUCACCCGACCAUGGCCUUCGUAUUGCCGUCAUUGUGAACGAUAUGAGCUCAGUCAACGUCGAUGCCAAUCUUAUCAAACACCAUGUCGUCUCGCAAACAAAGGAGAAAUUGAUUCAGCUCCAGAACGGUUGCAUUUGCUGUACCCUCCGGGGAGAUUUACUCGAGGAGCUUGCGCGGCUUGCAAAGACUGACGGCAUCCAAUAUGUUAUAAUUGAAAGUUCAGGCAUCAGUGAGCCCAUGCAAGUUGCUGAGACUUUUACGUCCGAGUUUUCGAAGGCGAUGAUCGAAGAUGGCGCCGAGGAGGAUCUCGAUAACGAAAUUUUGAAAGAAAUCCUUGAUAUUGGUGGACUUCAUAAGAUCGCGAAGCUCGACACGACAGUCACUGUCCUGGAUGCAUUCAACCUUUUGAACAACUUUUCCACUGCCGACUUCCUUUCCGAUCGUUGGGGGGCCGAAGUUGUUCCCGAGGACGAACGAACAGUUACUGAUCUCCUGGUUGAUCAAAUUGAGUUUGCCGACGUAGUCAUCGUCAACAAGAUGGACGUCGUGAAGCCGGAGACGAAAAAGUCGAUUCUCAACAUUGUUAAACAAUUGAAUCCGGCGGCAAAGGUUAUCGAAUCCACUUAUUCCAGGGUCGACGUUAAACAGAUUGUGGACACGGGCUUGUUCAACUUUGAAAAAGCUGCAACCAGCGCUGGCUGGCUGAAGAGUUUACACGAGAUGACCCAGAGAGAGGUUGGCGGAAAGAUGAUAAUGACUCCCAAACCAGAGACAGAAGAAUACGGUAUCUCCAACUUUGUAUAUCGCGCACGGAGACCGUUUCAUCCAAAGCGACUAUUCGAGCUCAUCCAUGACAAAUUUGUCGUCAUGCAAGAUGCGGCACAAGAGGAAGGCGAGGAUGAUGAUGAGGGCGAUGAGGACGAGAGCGAGGACGAAGGCAACGGCGACAAGCCCCAAGAAGACGAAGAGCUCCCUGAUGCUGAUGGUUCCGAAGAGGAAUGGGAAGGGUGUAGUGACAAAGAAAUGGAUGAUGAUUGGGAUGGCAAAGAAUUCCAGAACUUGGAUCCAAAGGUCAUCCUUCAAAAUAAGCAGAACAGCCCCAUUUUCAAAACUCUCCUGCGAUCAAAAGGUUUCUAUUGGUUAGCGACAAGGCCAUUGCAGCAUGGUGAAUGGAGUCAAGCAGGUGGUAUGCUGACCAUUCAGGGCGGCGGGCCGUGGUUUUGCAUGCUGGAAGAAGACGACUGGCCAGAAGAGCCCGACGUCAAAAAUGCAAUCAAAGCCGACUUUGAGGGGCGAUGGGGAGAUAGACGACAAGAGCUUGUCUUUAUUGGUGAAAGAAUCGAUCCCAAGGCUAUCACCGACGCGUUCAACAGCUGUCUCUUGUCUGAUGCAGAGUGGAAGAAAUGCGAAAAGAUUAUGGGAAAUAAGAAACUGAGUCCGAAGCAGAUACAGGAAAAGCUGGGAGAGAUCUUCGAAGAUGGAUUUGAGGAUUGGCCAGAUAUUCUGGACGAAGCGGGCGAUGACCAUGAAGGUCAUGGGCAUGCCGGCCACCAUCAUCGCAAAUGAUUUCUUUUUCCUUGGAUAAACAAAAGUUUGAAUAAAAGUGCUUUGAAAUUCCUAUAUUGGCCGUGCGACUGAGUCUAAAUCUAUCUCUCCUUAGUGAACCCUCUUGUACGCUAUGAUAUAAAACUUUAAAUAAUGAAAAGUCAAUUAACGCCGUCAUCAUGCAAAUAAUAUCGAACUUGUUCGAAACGAGAGAAAUUUAAGCAUCAGGACCAGUAGGUGGAACACUGGCAGCAAGGUUGCAUUGUCGGAAAAUGC